Molecule: messenger RNA, 3134 nt
Organism: Pan troglodytes (chimpanzee)
Lineage: Eukaryota; Metazoa; Chordata; Mammalia; Primates; Hominidae
Gene: CCT8L2
Product: chaperonin containing TCP1 subunit 8 like 2
Exons: 1
Coding region: 1335-3008 (557 amino acids)
Molecular function (GO): ATP binding; ATP-dependent protein folding chaperone
Source: RefSeq, a predicted model, not a curated record
GUCUUGCCCUGCCUCUGCCAGGGAGGCAGAGUUGGGAGUCAUGGCACAGGCAUGCACGCUGUGCAGCCUCCCACACCUGCACCCUGAAAGACCAACAGACACCCUAAGAAACCUGAUACACAAGCACAAACUGAUAAGAUACCCAAAAAGGCAAAGGCAGACAGCAAAACAUGGCUAAUAUUACACAGUACUGCAAGAGAAAGUAACACCAAAACAAAACAAAACACAGACAUCAUCUCUCAGUUCCUUCUCAAAUAAAAAAAAAGGCCAGGUGCAGUGGCUCACACCUGUAAUCCCAGCACUUUUGGAGGCCGAGGUGGGCGGAUCACUUGAGGCCAGGAGUUCGAGACUAACCUGGCCAACCAUGGCCAACAUGGUGAAACCCCCCUAUCUCUACUAAAAAUACAAAAAAUUAGCCGGGCAUGGUGGCUGGCGCCUGUAAUCCCAGCUACUGAGAGGCUGAGGCAGGAGAACUGCUUGAACCUGGGAGGUGGAGGUUGCAGUGAGCUAAGAUUGUACCACUGCACUCCAGCCUGGGCAACAGAGUGUGACUCGGUCUCAAAAAAAAAAAAAAAAAAAAAAGGGUGGGUGAGGUGGUGGCUCAUACCUGUAGUCCUAGCACUUUGGGAGGCCAAGGUGGAAGGCUCUCUUGAGGCUAGGAAUUCGAGACCUGCCUGCACAACAUACAGAAACCCUGUCUCUACAAAAAAUAAAAAAACUAGCUAGGUGUGGUGGUGUGCGCCUGUAGUCCCAGGUACUUGGGAACCUGAGCAGGAGGACUGCUUGAGACCAGGGAGCUGGGCCUGCAGUGAACCAUGGUUAUGCCCCUGCACUCCAGAUAGGGUGAAGUGGGUAGCUUUUCACUUGAUCUCCUCCUCAUUGUCUCUUAUGUUUAAACAAGUCUCAGACCUGGUGCAGAGGUGCAUGUACCUCCAUUGCUGGACAAGGCCUGACUUUUGCCUGCUGGUAGGGCCUCCUCAGUUCUAACCAGCCUUCUGUGACCUCAUUCUCUAUCCUGGUUCCAUUUUCCACUUUGUGACUUCAUCAGUUAAAGAUCCCAUUUCAGCCAUCAAGGUUGAGAGGCCCCAAGACCCAGUUCCUUUACAGAAUCAACCCUGGGGUGGCUUUAGGACUGUGCUCUUUGGAGCUCAUCCUUGGACCCACAGUGGAGCGCUGGUCCGUGCUGAUGUCUUCAGAUACCAAUCAAUGGGCAUUUGGCUCCUUGCUUCCACUGACCUCUUGAGUACUUUCAACGAUUGGUGUCAGGGGUGCCCCAGCUGCUGUUUCUAGAGCAUCUCUGCAACCCACGGUGGCCUCUCCUCUCUCUGCGGGCCAUGGACAGCACAGUCCCUUCAGCCCUGGAGCUGCCCCAGCGGCUGGCACUGAACCCAAGGGAGAGCCCGAGGAGUCCAGAAGAGGAGGAGCCCCACCUGCUGAGCAGCUUGGCUGCAGUCCAGACCCUGGCCAGUGUCAUCCGGCCUUGCUAUGGCCCCCACGGCCGGCAGAAGUUCCUGGUGACCAUGAAAGGAGAAACAGUGUGCACGGGGUGUGCCACUGCCAUCCUCAGGGCCCUGGAGCUGGAGCACCCAGCAGCAUGGCUCCUCCGGGAAGCAGGCCAAACCCAGGCAGAGAAUAGUGGGGACGGCACAGCCUUCGUGGUUCUGCUGACGGAAGCCUUGCUGGAACAGGCAGAGCAGCUGCUGAAGGCCGGCCUGCCUCGCCCACAGCUCCGGGAGGCCUACGCCACGGCCACUGCAGAGGUCCUGGCCACACUGCCCUCCCUGGCCAUCCAAUCUCUGGGGCCUUUGGAAGAUCCAUCCUGGGCCCUCCAUUCUGUGAUGAAUACCCACACCCUGUCCCCCAUGGACCACUUGACCAAGCUGGUGGCCCACGCCUGCUGGGCUAUCAAGGAACUAGACGGCAGCUUCAAGCCUGAGCGUGUUGGGGUGUGCGCGCUGCACGGGGGGACACUGGAGGAUUCCUGCCUCCUCCCGGGGUUAGCAAUAUCUGGGAAGCUCUGUGGGCAAAUGGCCGCAGUGUUAAGUGGUGCCAGGGUGGCUCUCUUUGCUUGCCCCUUUGGUCCUGCCCAUCCAAAUGCACCAGCAAUGGCCCGUCUUUCUAGUCCUGCUGAUCUAGCUCAAUUUAGUAAAGGAAGCGAUCAAUUACUAGAAAAGCAAGUAGGCCAGCUAGCAGCUGCAGGAAUUAAUGUGGCAGUGGUGUUGGGGGACGUCGACGAGGAGACCCUCACACUGGCGGACAAGUAUGGCAUCGUGGUAAUUCAAGCUAGGUCUCGGAUGGAGAUCAUUUACCUGAGUGAGGUGUUGGACACACCUCUGCUGCCUCGUCUGCUCCCUCCCCAGAGGCCAGGCAAGUGCCAGAGGGUUUACAGGCAGGAGCUGGGAGAUGGUUUGGCUGUGGUAUUUGAAUGGGAAUGUACAGGCACACCUGCCCUCACUGUGGUUCUCAGGGGAGCCACCACCCAGGAGCUGCGGAGUGCAGAGCAGGCCGUCUACCACGGCAUUGAUGCCUAUUUCCAGCUAUGUCAAGAUCCCAGACUGAUUCCAGGAGCUGGGGCCACAGAAAUGGCUUUGGCAAAAAUGCUUUCUGAUAAAGGAAGCAGAUUGGAAGGGCCCAGUGGGCCUGCAUUCCUAGCAUUUGCCUGGGCCCUGAAGUAUCUUCCUAAAACCUUGGCAGAGAAUGCAGGCUUAGCUGUCUCAGACGUGAUGGCAGAAAUGAGUGGAGUGCACCAAGGUGGGAACCUCCUAAUGGGUGUGGGAGCUGAAGGGAUAAUAAAUGUGGCCCAGGAAGGGGUGUGGGACACCCUAAUAGUCAAAGCCCAAGGAUUUCGAGCAGUGGCUGAGGUGGUGCUACAGCUCGUGACUGUAGAUGAAAUCGUAGUGGCCAAGAAAAGUCCCACACAUCAGCAGAUCUGGAAUCCUGACUCUAAGAAGACAAAGAAACACCCACCUCCUAUGGAAACAAAAAAAAUCCUUGGAUUGAAUAACUAGUGAUACCCUCAAUAAAACAGGGAUUGCCAAGAAGGGAACAAUCACCCCAAAAAUGAAUGUUUGCCUUUAUUCCAUGUUUGGUACUUGAUUCACUUUCUUUAAAUAAAAACAUGAAGGAACAUAAAA